Messenger RNA from Daucus carota subsp. sativus, 840 nucleotides. RefSeq lists its product as uncharacterized. The record is from RefSeq and is a predicted model, not a curated record. NCBI's taxonomy places the organism in Eukaryota, Viridiplantae, Streptophyta, Magnoliopsida, Apiales, Apiaceae. The coding region runs from base 1 to 840 and encodes 279 amino acids. The transcript is spliced from 5 exons.
AUGGCUGCUCUGAAAACUGAGAUUGAAAGAUUGAAUGCUGAGAAUGCCAGAUUCAGAAGUGGAGAGCUGGUGACUCUGCAAGAGAAGGUUGUUGAUCCUUCCUUUACUUCUCUGAAAAAGGAAUUAGAUGAUCAUGUACAGGGCAUUCACUCUAGGAUGGACAAAUUUGAUAAGAAUCAGGAGCUCUGUCUGACAAAGCUUGACAACUUGGAGCAAACUCUGGCUCAAGUUGUUCAACACUUAAAGAUUAAUCCGUCGACAUCUCAGUCUGCUCCAGAGGAUCCCUCAACUAAGGGGGAGAAGGAUAAGGAUGAUAAGGAUGACAAAGAUGAUCACACAUCUUCUACUUCAUCUGAAGUAGAUGAGGAAAUAAUUUGCAAGGAACAAGCUACAGCUGAAGCUGAGACAGCAGUGUCUGAUUCUCACAUUCCAAUAUCUGAUCAUGGACCCUCCACUCCAAUUCCUCACUCUCCAUUGAAGUUUCCUGAGGGUGCCAUUAUUCAUGAUACAGCUCCAGAAAACUACAAGUCAGAUGCUGUAAUUGAAGAAUCUGACAAAGUAGCAUUGGAAGCAUUGCAGUCCCUAGCUAAGGAUGAUGGUGGUGAUAGUGGUGGAGAUGGUGGAGGUGAAGGUGGAGAUGGAGGAAGGAUGAUUGUAGCGGAGAGAAAUAAUGGAGGUGGAGGUGGAGAUGGAGGUGGUGGUUAUGGAGGGGGCGGGCGGCAUAGAGAUGGUAGUGGUCAUGAAGGAGGCGACGACGGAGGUGGUGGUAGUGGAGGUGGGGUUGGUGAAGAUGGAGAUUGGUUUUUAGUUUCUAGGAUAGGGAGGUUUCUAUUGGAGUAA